Chlorella variabilis is the source of this 2607-nucleotide messenger RNA. RefSeq lists its product as hypothetical. Gene Ontology annotation, molecular function: protein binding. The record is from RefSeq and is a predicted model, not a curated record. The coding region runs from base 1 to 2607 and encodes 868 amino acids. The transcript has 8 exons. Lineage: Eukaryota; Viridiplantae; Chlorophyta; Trebouxiophyceae; Chlorellales; Chlorellaceae.
AUGGGCAAUAUUGUCGGCGGUCUGGCACACCCCGCGCCCUCCCUGGUGCUGGAGGAAACGGGCCAGGUGACGGACCUGCUCCUCCACCUGAAGAGACAGGUCCGCGACCCCAAGCUGCGCCGAGUCGUGGACCGCAGCGGGUCGGCAGCCGAAAUAGCUUCGCUGUUUACCAAUGAAGACCGGAACGACAUCGGCGGCUUCAAGGCCCUGCACCUCGCAGUCGCCACGGGAUGGGCAGAGCUGGUGGACAAGCUGCUUGAGUCCUCCAGCGGCGUGUACCGCGUCAAUGCCGCCUCCUCCGAAGGCUACACCCCGCUGAUGGUGGCCGCGCUGUGCGGCCGAACGGCGCUCGUCGACCGCCUGCUCGCCAGCGGCGCCUUGCUGCACCGCCGCAGCCGGCGCGGCGCCACCGCACUCCACUUUGCGGCGCAGGCAGCAGAGAGCCAGGGCGCGCUGCGCGCGCUGCUGGCCCACCCCUCGUGCACCCCCGCGCUGGUCAACGCGACGGGCUACCGCCAGCGCAGCGCGCUGCUGCUGGCGCUGCUGGCUCACGGCGACGCGGGCGUGGUGCGGGGCCUACUGGAGGCUGGGGCCAACCCCUUGGAGCGCACGCCCACAAUGGCCAACAUCUCGCUGCUGCACAGCUGCGCCCACCUGAGCAGGGUGGAGGCCAUGCGUGCGCUGAUCGAGGCGGGUGCCAAGGUGGACAGCGCCGCCUCAGACGGCAUCACUGUGCUGCAGGAGCUGUUUGUGCAGCCGCCCAGCCGGCAGCGCAGCGAGGCCUCCAAGCGCGCGAUGUUCCGCAUGCUGGCGGCGGCGGGGGCGGACCUGAACGCGGUGGUACCGCACGGCUACACGGUACUGCACUUUGUCAUGUCCAGCUGCAAGGACGAGGCCACCGCCCUGCUGGUGGCCGACUCGGGCCUGGACUUGCGCAUCGCCAUCAACAAGCCCGUGCUGCUGGGCGACGCCGCGCUGCACAACAGCCUGCUGCACCUGGCCGCCAUGCGCGGCUGGGCGCGCAUGGCCGAGCGGCUGGUGGCGGCAGGCGCCGACCUGAGCCAGCGCAACAAGGACGGCAUGCAGCCGCUGCACGUGGCCAUCCUCCAUGCGCAGCCAGAGGCGGUGGCGGCGCUGCUGCGCCUGGGUGCCGACCCCCGGGGCGCCUGCCCCGACUGCUACCCUAGCUACGCCAGCUGGAAGCGGCAGCGGGGCGUGCAGGCCAUGCAGGCUCUGUUUGAGAACGAGGACGGCCCCGGCAUGCUGCCCGCCAUCAUGCAGCUGUUUGGUGGCGCCGACCCGCUGGCCGAGGGCGCCCCGCGGCUGACGGCCGUGGACCUGGCCUGCUGCGUGGCGCGCCACAUCCCCUGCGUGGAGGCGUUUGUGGAGGCGGGCGUGGCUCCCUCGCCCGCGGCGCUGGCGCUGGCGGAGCAUGCGGUGCCGCUCAUGAGGGCGGUGGUGGAGCGCCCCAUGUGGAGCCCCAAGCUGCACCGGCGGCUUCCGCGCCGCUUCCGCGCCGCAGCCCGCGAGCUGGUGCUGUGCCUCAGCCGCCCCACCAUCACGGAUGAUGGUCGCUCCGUCAGCCUAACCCCUGACGAAGUGGCGGCGGUGCUGCAGAAGGCAGCCUUCCCGGUGUCCCGCUGGGCCGACCGCGCCUGGCUGGCGCAGCAGACUGUCGGGCCGCCGCGUGUACGCCCUCCACCGCCUGUGCAGCAACCGGCCGCGGCCGCUGGCGCCGGCGAAGCCGCCGGGCAGGAGCCGCAGCAGCAGGCGCAACAGCAGGCGGGCGCGGGAGCGGCGGCGGGAGCGGGAGCGGCGGGCGUGGCGCAUGUGGUGGCGGCCGGGGACGAGGUGCCGCCGUUUGUGCAGGCGAUGCUGGAGCAGGUGCAGCAGCAGCUGGGUAUGCCGGGCGGCCAGCCCCAGUUUGUCUUCAUGCACCAGCCCGGCGGCCCCCCGCAGGGCGCCGCUGCGGCGGCCGGCGCGGCGGCCGGCGCGCCCGGCGGGGUGCCUCCCUGGGUGCACAUGCUGCAGCACCAGCAGGUCAACAACGGGGACCAGCAGUUCCACGUGAUGCAGUUCGAGAUCAACCUGCCCGUUGGGAUGCCCGGCAUGCCCUUCCCGCCUGGGCCUGCCGGCGGCGGGGGCAUGCUGCCUCCCGGCCUGGCGCCGCCGCCCGGCCCGCCGCCCCCCGAGGUCCUCAGCUUCUUUGAGCAACUGUUUGGCGGGAUGGUGGGGGCGGACCCAGCCUUUAUGGAAGGCUUCAUGGAUGGGGUGAUGGAGGGGCAGGCCAUGGCAAACGCAGUCCCUGGGGUAGAGGAGGAUGACAGCGAGGAGGAAUAUGACAGCGAGGAGGAGGAGAUGGAGAUGGAGGAGGAGCCUCUGCCCCCGCAGCAGCCCCCGGCGGCUGCGGCAGCCGCUGCCGCUGCGUCCCCCGGCGCCCAGCACGCGGCGGGCGCCUCGGGUGGCGCGGGGCCCAGCAGGCAGCCGCCCCGCCAGGAUGGCGAGCACGAGCGUGCGGUGGCGGAGCAGCGCGAGGGCAGCAAGCGCCCAGCCGACGCGCCUGGCCGCUACAGCCUGCGCAGCCAGAAGCGCCAGAAGCGGGAGUGA